Messenger RNA from Chenopodium quinoa (quinoa), 964 nucleotides. Its product is annotated as vesicle transport protein GOT1-like. The transcript is spliced from 7 exons. The record is from RefSeq and is a predicted model, not a curated record. Gene Ontology annotation, biological process: endoplasmic reticulum to Golgi vesicle-mediated transport; retrograde transport, endosome to Golgi. NCBI's taxonomy places the organism in Eukaryota, Viridiplantae, Streptophyta, Magnoliopsida, Caryophyllales, Amaranthaceae. Bases 188 to 610 code for a protein of 140 amino acids.
ACUAUAAGUUUUUGCCUUUGAAAUAACGCCUUGUCCAAUUUCCACUUCAUUUCAUCACCACCUUCAUCUCUUCAUUUCUUCUUCCUUAAUAUUUCGCAACACCUGAACUACGUUUGCUUCAUUCUCUCUCCUCCAUUAACAGAAUUGUUCCCGGAUUUCGCGGAUUUGACAUUUGGAAUCGGCAAAGAUGGCGUCAUUCGAGAUGGAUGAUAGAAAAAAGAUUGGACUGGGAUUGACUGGGUUUGGCAUGUUCUUUACAUUAUUGGGAGUCAUAUUCUUGUUUGACAAAGGGUUGCUUGCCAUGGGUAACAUCCUCUUCCUGGCUGGUGUGACAUUGACCAUUGGGCCAAAAUCCGCUCUUGGUUUUUUCAUGAAACCUCAAAAUUUUAAGGGGACGAUAUCAUUUGGUGUUGGCUUCUUCUUGGUUAUUAUUGGCUGGCCUAUUAUUGGCAUGAUUUUGGAAUUAUAUGGAUUCAUUGUACUUUUCAGUGGCUUCUGGCCUACUCUGGCAGUUUUUAUACAGAGGAUACCUGUUCUUGGUUGGGUUUUGCAACAUCCACUCUUUAGAUCGUUGAUAGACAGAUUCCGCGGGAAACGGGUACCAGUAUAAAGCUAAGGAUGAAUGGGAAAAAGUGAAGAAGCUGAAUUAGCAUGUUCUUUGUAAGUGUUUUGGGAAGGGGGGAACUGUUCAAAGGUGUAAUAUUUUUAGAUUCUUUCAGUAGAAAGUGUGUCAUCUUUUGUUUGGCUCACUUGUUCAAGGUUUUGCCCACUUUCUUAGGAGUUUCCAUUAUCUCUUUGUACAGAUCAAACUAACAAAAGCACAUUUUUGUGUGGUUAACUACAUUACUUUAUAUAAAAGAUAGUUGUAUAUGUUUUGUUGUAGAAUAAUGUUCCAACUUUUGUAACUGCUCAACAGUGGAAAAAUUAUGUUUUCAUAUCAAUUUCCUGCCCUCAUGUACUAAAA